GCCACAGUGGAGUCACCUUGAAAAAGAGCUCGCCCUCUCCGUCCAGUUUCAUCUGUUUUUUUGGUUCUUUUCCUCAGGAAGCAGGUUGAAGUCGGGGGCGAGGGAGGGAGGGAAACAACAGGGCCCGUCUGUUCUCAAGGUUUCCGGCUUUGAUGACCCUCCAGCAGAACUGAGAGCGGUGUGAGCAAGCGCCUCCCCCGAACGACCCCCACAGCCGGCAGCCAUGCCGCCCCCGGCAGAUAUCGUCAAGGUGGCCAUCGAGUGGCCGGGAGCCUUCCCCAAGCUCAUGGAGAUAGACCAGAAAAAGCCUCUCUCAGCCAUCAUAAAAGAAGUGUGCGAAGGGUGGUCCUUGGGGAACCAUGAAAACUUUGCUCUGCAGAUCGCCGACGCCACAAAUUUAUACAUCACGGAAAAGAAUCGAAAUGACAUUAAAAAUGGUUCAAUUCUUCGCUUGACUGCCUCUCCUUCCCAGACAGCAGCCCAGCUCCACGAGCGCAUCCAGUCAUCCAGUAUGGACGCCAAGCUGGAGGCUCUGAAGGACCUGGCCAACUCCUCCAGGGACAUCACCUUCGCCCAGGAGUUCAUCAACCUGGACGGCAUCUCCCUGCUCACGCAGAUGGUGGAGAGUGGAACUGAGCGCUAUCAGAAACUACAGAAGAUUAUGAAGCCCUGCUUCGGUGACCUGCUGUCCUUCACUCUGACGGCCUUUGUGGAGCUGAUGGAUCAUGGCAUCGUCUCCUGGGACACUUUCUCUGUGGCCUUCAUCAAGAAGAUUGCCAGUUACGUGAACAAGUCGGCCAUGGAUGCGGCGGUGCUGCAGAGGUCCCUGGCCAUCCUGGAGUCCAUGGUGCUCAACAGUCAAGACCUCUACCAGAAGGUGGCACAAGAGAUCACGAUUGGGCAGCUCAUCCCGCACCUCCAGGGGACUGACCAAGAUAUUCAGACCUAUACUAUUGCAGUCAUCAAUGCUCUCUUCCUCAAAGCCCCUGAAGAGAAGAGACAGGAGAUGGCCCAUAUUCUUGCACAGAAACAGCUGCGCUCCAUCAUCCUCACUAAUGUGAUCCGGAGCACCACGCCCAUCAAUGAUGAGAUGGCCCAUCAGCUGUACGUGCUGCAGGUCCUCACCUUUAACCUGCUGGAGGACCGCAUGAUGACCAAGAUGGACCCCCAGGAUCAGGCUCAGAGGGACAUCAUCUUUGAGCUGCGGAGGAUUGCCUUCGACAUCGAGUGUGAUUCCAACAACAGUGGCAGCAUCGAGAAGCGCAAGUCCAUGUAUACCCGUGACUACAAGAAACUUGGCUUCAUUAACCAUGUGAAUCCUGCCGUGGACUUCACCCAGAUUCCUCCAGGCAUGCUAGCUCUGGAUAACAUGCUGUACUUUGCCAGGCACCACCAGGACGCCUACAUCAGGAUCGUGCUGGAGAACAGCAGUCGGGAGGACAAACACGAGUGUCCGUUUGGCCGCAGCAGCAUCGAGCUGACCAAGAUGCUCUGCGAGAUCCUCAAAGUGGGCGAGCUGCCCAGCGAGAACUGCCACGACUUCCACCCCAUGUUCUUCACCCACGACCGCUCCUUUGAGGAGUUCUUCUGCAUCUGCAUCCAGCUCCUCAACAAGACCUGGAAGGAAAUGAGGGCUACAAGUGAAGACUUCAAUAAGGUAAUGCAGGUGGUGAGGGAGCAGAUCAUGCGAGCGCUGACUCUCAAGCCUAAUUCCCUGGACCAGUUUAAAAGUCGCCUGCAGAACCUGAGCUACACUGAGAUCCUGAAGAUACGCCAGUCCGAAAGGAUGAACCAGGAAGACUUCCAGUCCCGCCCCAUCCUGGAGCUGAGGGAGAAGAUUCAGCCGGAGAUCAUGGAGUUGAUCAAACAGCAGAGGCUCAACAGGCUGUGUGAGGGCACCUGCUUCAGGAAGAUAAGCAGCCGCAGGAGGCAAGAUAAGUUCUGGUAUUGUCGUUUGUCUCCGAACCAUAAAGUCCUGCACUAUGGAGAUCUGGAGGAGAGCCCUCAGGGCGAGGUGCCACAUGACUCCCUGCAAGACAAACUGCCUGUGGCUGAUAUCAAAGCUGUCGUCACCGGCAAAGACUGUCCUCACAUGAAAGAGAAGGGAGCCCUGAAGCAGAACAAGGAGGUGUUAGAGCUGGCCUUCUCUGUCCUCUACGAGUCUGACGAGUAUUUAAACUUUAUCGCUCCUGACAAGCAUGAGUACUGUGUGUGGACAGAUGGUCUGAACGCCCUCCUGGGUAAGGAGAUGACCAGCGACUACACCAAAUCCGACAUGGACACCCUGCUUUCCAUGGAGAUGAAGCUCCGCCUCUUGGACCUGGAGAACAUCCAGAUUCCCGAGGCUCCGCCCCCAAUUCCCAAAGAGCCUAGCAACUAUGACUUUGUUUAUGACUGCAACUAAGCAACCACCCGCCAAGUCCGAACCCCGAACUGUCCACCACCUACCUACUGUACUCACUGGACCAAUGCCCUUUCUUAAAAACUGGAACAAAAAAUAAAUAAAUAAAUGAAUGAAUAGAAAUCAUGAUGUAAGAUGAACUGUGACAGAGAGGGAAGAAUCUAUCGAGCUACCUUCCUCCCGCUUCGCGUUCAGCCUCCUUUUGAGGAGGGAGAGAUGAUUAACUUCAGUAGGUUCGCUGCACUUGAGGGAAUCCUGUUCAAUGCCGCUGCACUCGCCGAGGUGCCGUGGAGAAAAGAUAAGCGGGAAGUUAUCCGUUUAGUCGAGUCGGCAGUCGUCCUCCAUCUUCUCAUUCACCAUCUCUCCGUUAUCCGGCGUCGGACGACUUGAAGCUUGCUUGCUUCUCGGCCCCGGGGGGACCCGCAGCAGUGUUCGCGGUCUUUGAGGUUGCGGGGAGGAAAAAUGCUUUGAAACUUCUGUUUCAGUUCAGCUUUCUGGUUGUCUUCUUUUCUUUUUGAAUGUUUGUUUCAUUGCUUUUCCUCAGGCUGUUGUGAUAGGGACCGA
Molecule: messenger RNA, 2965 nt
Organism: Lampris incognitus (smalleye Pacific opah)
Lineage: Eukaryota; Metazoa; Chordata; Actinopteri; Lampriformes; Lampridae
Gene: elmo1
Product: engulfment and cell motility 1 (ced-12 homolog, C. elegans)
Exons: 22
Coding region: 224-2404 (726 amino acids)
Biological process (GO): actin filament organization; cell motility
Cellular component (GO): guanyl-nucleotide exchange factor complex; plasma membrane
Source: RefSeq, a predicted model, not a curated record